Striga asiatica is the source of this 492-nucleotide messenger RNA. Lineage: Eukaryota; Viridiplantae; Streptophyta; Magnoliopsida; Lamiales; Orobanchaceae. The record is from the annotation of a GenBank genome assembly.
AUGAGUUCUCUAUCCCAAGAAAUACCAUCUUCUGCAAUGAGAUCAGAAACCCAAACAAGGUUAGGGGAAGAGGGUGUUUUGGUUAACAGGGGUGCUGGAUUGGGAAUUGAGGAACUGGAUUCAGCUAAUCUUGCUUGUCGUCUUGUCCAUUUUUUCCUGGGUUGGUGGGUUACUGGGUUGGGGAGAGAGGUUAUAGCAAGUGGAGGUGUGGAGAGUGAGAAGUCCAUGGGUUGUUCAUUAGAAACUGUGUUUGGGUUUUGGAAGUCAAGGAUUAUAGAUUUGCUUGAGGCUUUGGUUUUGUCUGGUUGGGUGCUCACAAUGAUCUGCUGCGGGUGGGUCGUCUUCUCACUGCUGCGCACUCAGCUCUGGGCCUGGGGCUGUUCGCGGCGGGCUGUGGGCUUGCGGUACGCUGAUGUUAAAACUUGCGAGAAAGAAGCCGAAAGGUUGAGGGGUUUUCUGAUCUGCUCGGCUAUUGAAGUAUUCCAGAUCUGA